AUGGUGCUUGUACGGGGAGUGGACCACUUUGCUAGCUGUAUGCCCUUGCUCUAUCGCCUGUUAGCCAUUCUCAUCCAUGCUCAGCGUUCCAUACGGGAAGGUCUGACCUGGGCACGUCUUGAACAUCCGAACGUCAUCAACCUGAAGGGAAUAACGACAGACCCUGCGAAGGACCGGAUCUGCCUUGUGUCGGACCGGAUGACGAACGGGAACCUAUUGCAGUACCUUGAACGGCAUCCAGACACGAACCGUGUGUCACUGGGCGCUUCGGUAUCUCAUGGUCUGGCGCCGCCCAUCACACAUGGGGAUAUUAAAGCGAAUAACAUCCUCAUUUCCAGACAUGGCAUCCCCCUGCUGAGCGACUUCGGGCUCGCAUUCGUGCUGGAUGACCCAGCAACGAUGAUGAUGACGAACGCGACAACGAGUGGAGCGCUGAACCCCCCUGGGCGGCGCCGGAGCGUCUGCGGGGCGACCGUAAGAGCCCGGAGCUGCGGAAGGUGGGGUUGGGUCGCGGGUGGAUGGACGCACCAGGCGGGUGGACGUGUUCCCCAUGGGGCGGACAUUCUUCGAGAUUUUCACGGGAAAGAUCCCUUUCAUAGAGCACAACGAAUGGGCGACCUUUCUACAAAGUCAUCCGUGGUGAGCAUCCAGCCGGAACGAUGAGCCCGCCUGGCGCGGCGUGCAGGAAGAGAUGUGGAGAAUCAUCUUCACCUGUUGGGCGAUGGAUCCUGUGCUACAUCCUACUGCAGCCAUGGUAGACAGCGACAUCAGUACUCUGCCUGCUGUGGAGGAGCCGGUGCGGCCCGAAACUCUCUCACAGCACCCAAUAGUCGGGCGAGAGCGGCUUGUAACCACUGCGCUGGCAACGAGCAUGCAGGGAACGUACUUGAGUGCAGCAGAGGAUGCUCUCAUCAGAGAUGCAGUGCAGGCGGGUGUCAUGCAGGUACUGGCAGGGGCAGCGGAGGCUCCCUGGCCCGGUCUAUCCACCACACCCACAUCCUACACCACAGCAGUGGAAUAGGUCGCCCCCGUACACUCUGGGUGGGGCUUGGUCAGCCUCGAGCAGCGCUGGCAGCGACUCAGACGGUAUGUGAUGCUUUGGUGUACAUCUCCACCCAGCUUCACCCUUGCCUUAGACGAGAUCUCCCGCGUGGAAGCAUACGAUCCUCGCCCGUUCUGUAUCUUCAUCACAUUACGAUAUAAACGUCGGCUCUUUAUCGAGUUCGCAGGACAAGAGGAGAUGGUUUGCUGGAGGGCGGCGAUUGACCGCGAGCGCCGAAGUGCAGACACGUAG
Molecule: messenger RNA, 1294 nt
Organism: Dacryopinax primogenitus
Lineage: Eukaryota; Fungi; Basidiomycota; Dacrymycetes; Dacrymycetales; Dacrymycetaceae
Product: kinase-like protein
Exons: 5
Coding region: 1-663 (220 amino acids)
Biological process (GO): protein phosphorylation
Cellular component (GO): plasma membrane
Molecular function (GO): protein kinase activity; ATP binding
Source: RefSeq, a predicted model, not a curated record